Molecule: messenger RNA, 2348 nt
Organism: Mercurialis annua (annual mercury)
Lineage: Eukaryota; Viridiplantae; Streptophyta; Magnoliopsida; Malpighiales; Euphorbiaceae
Product: cysteine-rich receptor-like protein kinase 25
Exons: 7
Coding region: 137-2209 (690 amino acids)
Biological process (GO): protein phosphorylation
Molecular function (GO): protein serine/threonine kinase activity; ATP binding
Source: RefSeq, a predicted model, not a curated record
CAGUUCUGUCUCUAUCUAAUGUAUCCACAUUUAUUAAAAGAAAACUUGAAAUGCCUAAGGCCGUUGACUGAUUGCACCCAGAAAAUAAAGAAAAAUAAAUUCCAUCACCAAUCCAAUUAUAGAGAAUUUAAUCUUGAUGGAUCCUGUUAAAUUUUUCAUUAUCCUACCCUUCUUGAUUUGCCUUACCAUAAUUCCUUCACAAUCACAGCCCAAUUAUCUGUACAAUAUUUGCUCAAACACAACAAUUUUCACCAGAAACAGCACCUACCAGAACAAUCUUGAUCAAGUCCUAUCUUCAAUUUCCACCAACGCAAUCGACCGUCCGAAUGGAUUUUACGACACCUCCGAGGGCGACGAUGAUAAUCGUGUCUCGGGACUUUUUCUUUGUUUCGGAGACCUUAGCCCUGUCGUCUGCCAAGAUUGUGUUACAACUGCCACCAAGGACAUUGUCAAACGUUGCCCUGUCGAAAAAACGGCUAUAGUAUGGUACGAUGAGUGCGUCCUGAGAUUUUCCGACCGGGCACUCUAUUCAAUUAUGAACACAUUUCCUGCAGUAUAUUUGUCGAAUACACAGAAUGUCACAGAUCAGACAAGAUUUAACACGAUUUUGGCCACAACUAUGAGGGACACAGCAACUCAGGCCGCAAGUGCUCCGAGAGGGGCUAUCAAGUUUGCAGUAAAAUCAGCAAAUUUUACGGCAUUUCAAACGAUUUACACCCUCGCGCAGUGCACGCCGGACCUCUCCGGCGAGAACUGCUCUCUGUGUCUUCAAGCUGUUAUUUCACAGUUGCCAAGUUGCUGUAUUGGAAAGCAAGGAGGAAGGGUUUUGUGUCCGAGCUGUAAUAUUCGGUAUGAGAUAUAUCCAUUUUAUAAUGAAACUGGGUUUACUCGUGAGGUUUUUCCGAACACAACAACUGUGGUAGUGGGAAAUCCACCGUCACCGGAGCUUAAUCCUCUUCCUUCUCCAACUCCAAUCAGACCACAAGGAGGAAACGGAAAUAAAGGAUUGCUAAGUAAAAUCAUGGCAAGUGUUUCAGGAGCAAUUGUGGCAAUACUGCUAGUCAGUUUUUCUUGUUAUGCUGUGUGGAGAAGGAAACAUCAAAAGAAAGAGGAGGUGGUUCAGUUACUAGACCUGAGAAGAGGAGAUGGGUAUUCAAGUGAUAAUAUUAUGGGUGAGAUGCCGGUGAAUUGCUCCCAGGAUUUUCCUAUGAUUUCAUUUGACAUUAUCAAAGAAGCAACAAAUAAUUUUUCCAGGGAAACUAAACUUGGAGAAGGUGGAUUCGGCCCUGUGUAUAAGGGUACAUUACAAGAUGGAAAAGAAAUUGCGGUUAAGAGGCUCUCAAGAAGUUCCGGUCAAGGACUACAAGAGUUCAUGAACGAAAUUACUUUAAUCGCUAGAUUACAACACAGAAACCUUGUCAGACUCCUCGGUUGUUGUUUAGAAGAAACUGAGAAAUUGCUUAUCUACAAGUACAUGCCCAACAGAAGCCUUGAUGUCUUUCUUUUUGAUUCAAAUAUGAGUACACACCUUGAUUGGCAAAGACGUUUUAUCAUCAUCAAUGGGGUUGCCAAGGGUAUCUUAUAUCUUCAUGAAGAUUCACGACUUAGAGUUAUUCACCGAGACUUAAAAGCUAGUAAUGUUUUGCUCGAUUACGAGAUGAAUCCAAAGAUUUCAGAUUUUGGAAUGGCCAGAAUUUUUGGCGGAAACGACAUCAAAAGUACAAAUACAAUUGUUGGUACCUACGGAUAUAUGUCUCCAGAGUAUGCUAUGGAAGGACUUUUCUCGGUAAAAUCCGAUGUUUUUAGCUUUGGAGUUCUUGUAUUGGAAAUUAUUAGCGGAAGAAGAAAUAAUCGAUUCUAUCUAUCCGAAGAGGGUGAAAGUCUCCUCACAUAUGCUUGGAAACUGUGGCAUAAAGGUCAAGCAAUGGAAUUGAUUGAUCCGUCGCUUGCGGAGUCAAUUGUAGCGAUUGAGGUGGUAAAAUGUGUGCAUAUUGGACUAUUAUGUGUGCAAGAUGAGCCAGCAGAAAGACCCACAAUGUCAUCUGUAGUUUUUAUGUUAGCAAGUGAAACCAUUACACUUCCUCAACCCAAACAACCUCUAUUUUCUAUUGCCCAAUUAGUUGCAAGAUCAGCUCCAUCAUCGUCGGCGUCAGCUUCAAAAGUUAGUUCUGUGAAUCAAGUAACUUCUUCAAGCGUAUCGCCUCGUUGAGUACAUUCACUCCAUCCAUUAUUUUUCUGUGUUUAUUUGUAAAUAGACAUAAACAUAAUACAACAAGGUCUAAUGGUGCCAAAAAGUCUAACCAUUUUAAUAUUUUUGGAAGUUUAUCCAAACCUUUCGAAAGUUAUAA